Geodia barretti is the source of this 1803-nucleotide messenger RNA. Lineage: Eukaryota; Metazoa; Porifera; Demospongiae; Tetractinellida; Geodiidae. The record is from the annotation of a GenBank genome assembly.
GAAGUAGUAACGUUUUGUCGCGGAUGAACAAUUAAUAAUGAGGCCGUUAUUAGCGUCCACUGCUGCUACUAUAGGACUACUGGUGACUCUACUCUACUGUGUCCAGGUUUCUGCAGCCACUGCCGGAACUGGUUCUCUGAGAUUCCUAACUCUCUUCUCUCCCACAACUCUCUCCCCCUCCGAUGAUGGAUUUAGUCCAGCCAUCAACAUGGGCAGUGGCUUCAGAUUUGGACCCAGCACUGUCACAAGGGUCUAUGUGAGCAACAAUGGCUAUAUAUUCAUGGGGACUCUUAGUAUAGUUAUUUCUCCAAAUAUACCGGGAACCAGCAACAUAGUGUCACCGUAUGGAGGUGAUAUUGAUACCAGAACGACAGGAAGUGUUCUAUACACCCAAAUCACAACCACUGACUCCCAGAUCAGUUCAGUCAGUAGCUUCAUUCGCUCUCAGACCUCUGCCGGUUCUUUCUUUGGAGCCAGAAUGAUGGUGGCAGAAUGGAACAGUGUACCCGUGUAUAGCAGAAAUUCAUCCAUAACCAGUACGUUCCAAGCAGUUCUCAUCACUGACGGCUAUGACUCCUAUGCCGUGUUCAUCUACCAGUGUGGAGGGAUGGGGUGGGGUGGAGCUACCAUUGGCUGGGCCUACUCUGGCUCUGUCUAUGAGAAGCACAGCCUCAGUGGAUCCAACUCUGCCAGCAUUGGCUGUGAAUACUCAUCCAACGCCAGUGCUGUAAUUCACAAAAUAGAUUCAGAUGGAUGUACAUCGUCACAGUUUGUAUGUGCCAAUGGACGGUGCGUCCCUGAAAAUGUUGUGUGCAAUGGUGUGAACAAUUGUGGAGACAACAGCGACGAGGAACGCAAUUGCGGUUGUACAAAAUCGCAGUUCACCUGUGCCAAUGGUAUGUGUGAGUCUCAGGAUUUUGUAUGUGAUGGAUUUGAUGACUGUGGAGACAACAGUGACGAGGAACAGGACUGCAGUAGUGUGGAUGUUGGACUGGCAGUUGGUCUCUCUUUGGGACUUUUGUUCUUCAUCUGCAUCCUUGGAGCUAUUGGUGGAUUUGUCUUCUAUUGCUCUAGAAAACGACAGCCUCCUCAAACCGGUGCUGCUGAAACAACCUCUGCUACUGGAGUUGCCACAACAGAGAACACUCCAGCGGGUUCCCCCACAUAUCCUCCACGAUCUUCACCGACCAUUUACCCAACUCAAGCUUCUCCCGUGGCUUCCUACCCACCACAGCCGGAUGCUCAGCUUAGUUAUGGAGUGCCGCCCCCUUCUUACGAUGUUCCAACGUCAAAUUAUUAUACAACUGGGGGUUUUCCACAGUCUGGUUUGGUGGCCCCCUAUCCUCCUGAGGAGAUGGCCCCCUACCCUCCUGAGGAGAUGGCCCCCUAUCCUCCUGAGGAGGUGGCUCCCUACCCUCCCCAACAUGAGGUUGCUCCCUAUCCCCCUGAACCUCAGUCUCCUCACUCUGGUGGAUAUCCUCCUCCAUCUCCUCACCAGUCUUACCCUUCCUCGCCCACUGAACGUGCCCGUCGACACGGUAUUGUGCCGAGCACCGUUGCACAGCAAGCUGGAUAUCUCCUUAGUUAAUAUAUUAUUCUAGUCUGAACGUACAUUUGUGUUAUAGAAGAGUAAUCUCCAUCGCUGCUGUAAACUGAGACCGCAGAAUGCACAUGCAGAAGGAAAACACAGCCAAAUUUGUUCUGCAUACUCACAUGCCACCUGUGCUGACGUGCGUGUGUGUGCUCCUACAUUAAUUCAUGGAAUAGCUACUUGGACUCAAAUCCUAUGUGCUUGUCCAUGCA